AGUCGGCCUUGCCCGGCGCUCGGCCACGCACCUCCCGCCGCCGCCGCCGCCGCCUGGCGAUCGCGCCACGAUCCGGGGCCCAGGCCUCCCGCAGGGCGUCGGCAGCCGGCGGUGUAGCUGCGGCUUGGCCUGGCCAUGAAGUCCCGCAGGGAUAAACUGCACAUCCCAGCCCUGACCCUCGAUCUGUCCCCGAGCAGCCAGAGCCCGGCGCUGCUUAGCCCUAGCAGCCCCUGCAGCCCCUGCAGCCCCUCGCUGGGCCUGCACCUCUGGAGCUGCCGCAGUGGGAACCGCAAAAGCUUGGUGGUGGGGACGCCGUCUCCGACUCUCUCCCGGCCCCUGUCACCGCUGUCCAUCCCCACUGCAGGCAGCAGCCCGUUGGACAGCCCACGGAACUUCUCGGCUGCAUCUGCCAUUAACUUCCCCUUCGCCCGCAGCCACAUCCCACGCAGCGACAGGGCUGACGGGAGAAGAUGGUCCCUCGCAUCCCUCCCAUCUUCCGGCUAUGGAACCAACACGCCCAGCUCCACUGUCUCGUCGAGCUCAUCCUCCCGGGAGCGUCUCCAUCAGCUUCCCUUCCAGCCGACGCCGGACGAGCUGCGCUUCCUGUCCAAGCAUUUCCGCAGCUCCGAGAGCGUGGUGGACGAGGACGGUGGCCGCUCUCCCCGACUGCGGCCCCGUUCCCGCAGCCUCAGCCCUGGCCGUGCCACCGGCAGCUUCGAUAAUGAAAUCGUCAUGAUGAACCACGUGUACCGGGAGCGGUUCCCCAAGGCCACCGCCCAGAUGGAGGGCCGGCUGCAGGAAUUCCUGGCCGCCUACGCGCCCGGCGCCCGGCUGGCUCUGGCCGAUGGCGUCCUGGGCUUCAUCCAUCACCAGAUUGUGGAGCUGGCCCGGGACUGCCUGGCCAAGUCCGGUGAGGCGCUGGUCACCUCGCGCUACUUCCUGGAGAUGCAGGAGAAGCUGGAGCGCCUGCUGCUGGACGCUCAUGAGCGCUCGGACAGCGAGGAAGUUGGCUUCAUCGUCCAGCUCGUCCGGAAGCUGCUGAUCAUCAUCUCACGGCCAGCUCGGCUCCUCGAGUGCUUGGAGUUCGAUCCCGAGGAGUUCUACCACCUGCUGGAGGCUGCCGAAGGCCAGGCACGGGAAGGCCAGGGCAUCAAGACCGACCUACCACAGUACAUCAUUGGGCAGCUGGGCCUGGCCAAGGACCCGCUGGAAGAGAUUGUGCCUCUGAGUGACGUUGAUGGAGGACAGCCCCCUGCACCUGAGUCACCAGAGAACCGUGCCCUGGGUGGCCCGUCACGGAGAAAGCCAUGUGAGAGUGACUUUGAGACCAUCAAGCUCAUCAGCAACGGGGCCUAUGGGGCCGUGUACCUAGUGCGGCACCGAGACACGCGGCAGCGCUUUGCCAUCAAAAAGAUCAACAAGCAAAACUUGAUGCUGCGGAACCAGAUCCAGCAGGUGUUUGUGGAGCGUGACAUACUCACGUUCGCAGAGAACCCCUUUGUGGUCAGCAUGUUCUGCUCCUUUGAGACCCGGCGCCACCUGUGCAUGGUCAUGGAGUAUGUAGAAGGUGGCGACUGCGCCACGCUGCUGAAGAACAUGGGUCCGCUGCCCGUGGACAUGGCGCGCAUGUACUUCGCCGAGACGGUGCUGGCCUUGGAGUACCUGCACAACUACGGCAUCGUACAUCGCGACCUCAAGCCAGACAACCUGCUCAUCACCUCGCUGGGCCACAUCAAGCUGACUGACUUCGGGCUGUCCAAGAUCGGGCUGAUGAGCAUGGCCACCAACCUGUACGAGGGCCACAUCGAGAAGGAUGCUCAUGAGUUCGUGGACAAGCAGGUGUGCGGGACCCCUGAGUACAUCGCCCCCGAGGUGAUCUUCCGCCAGGGCUAUGGGAAGCCAGUGGACUGGUGGGCCAUGGGCGUCAUCCUCUACGAGUUCCUGGUGGGCUGUGUGCCCUUCUUCGGGGACACGCCCGAGGAGCUCUUCGGGCAGGUGGUCAGCGAUGAGAUCAUGUGGCCAGAAGGGGACGAGGCACUUCCGGCUGAUGCCCAAGAUCUUAUUACCAGGCUGCUGCGGCAGAGCCCAAUGGAUCGUCUGGGCACUGGGGGCACCCACGAGGUCAAACAGCACCCCUUCUUCUUGGGCCUGGACUGGGCUGGGCUGCUGCGACACAAAGCCGAGUUCGUCCCGCAGCUGGAGGCUGAGGAUGACACCAGCUACUUUGACACACGCUCAGAACGCUACCGCCACCUGGGCUCGGAGGACGACGAGACCAACGACGAAGAGUCGUCCACCGAGAUCCCGCAGUUCUCAUCCUGCUCUCACCGCUUCAGCAAGGUCUACAGCAGCUCUGAGUUUCUGGCCGUGCAGCCCACCCCCACCUUUGCUGAGAGGAGCUUCAGUGUGGACCGGGAGGAGGGGUGGGAACGCAGCAGUGACGGGGACAGUGGCCUCCGGCUGAGCACUGAGGUCCGGUUGAGGUCCUGCACGUCCUCUGGGUCCUCCUGUCAUUCGUCAUCAUCUCAGCCUGAGAGAGGCCCCAGCCCAUCGCUUCUGAACAACAUCAGCCUAGACAUGCCCAAAUUUGCCUUCUCGUCAGAGGAUGAGGGAGCGGGCCUAGCCCAUGUGGACCCCAAAAAGCCUAUCUUCAUCCUGGGGGAGCCUGAACCCCCACCACAGACCACCCUAGUAACACCCAAACCCUCAAACCUUUCUGCUGACGCGGCAGCCCUCAGCCACGCACGUCUCCGGAGCAACAGCACUGGUGCCCGGCACUCCACACCCCGAGCCCUGGAUGCUGGUCUGGGCCGCCGACUCGGAGCAACCAGAGAACCCGCCAGCGACAAGCCCAGGGCCACCCCCGGCGGGGGCAGCGGCAGCGGCGGCAGUGGGGGCCGAGUGCCCAAGUCGGCGUCAGUAUCAGCCCUGUCCCUCAUCAUCACCGCAGACGACGGCAGUGGCUGCCCCCUCAUGAGCCCGCUGUCACCGCGUUCGUUGUCCUCCAACCCAUCCUCGCGCGACUCUUCGCCAAGUCGGGACCCGUCGCCCGUGUGCGGGAGCCUGCAGCCCGCAGUGGUCAUCCACAGCUCGGGCAAAAAGUACGGUUUCAGCCUGCGCGCGAUCCGCGUCUACAUGGGCGACAGCAACGUCUACGCCGUGCACCAUGUCGUCUGGAGCGUGGAAGAGGGGAGCCCCGCACAGGAGGCUGGGUUGCGCGCCGGGGACCUCGUCACGCACAUCAACGGCGAGUCGGUGCUGGGCCUGGUGCACCGGGACGUGGUGGAGCUGCUGCUGAAGAGCGGAAAUAAGAUCUCCCUUCGCACCACGGCGCUGGAGAACACAACCAUUAGGGUGGGCCCAGCGCGAAAGGACGCGGGGAAAGGGCGCAUGGCGCGCCGCAGCAAGCGCAGCCGGCGGAGGGAGACACAGGACCGGCGGAAGUCUUUGUUCAAGAAGAUCUCGAAGCAGUCGUCUGUCUUGCACACAAGCCGAAGCUUCUCCUCCGGCCUCCACCACUCACUGUCCUCCAGUGAGAGCCUGCCAGGGUCCCCCACCCACAGUCUGUCACCUAGCCCCACCACACCCUGCCGCAGCCCUGCGCCCGAUGGCAGCACCAACACAGAUACCGCGUCCCCGCCCAGCGUGUCCCCAAGCUCCAGCAGUCCUGCAUCCCCAGCCACUGCCUGCCACGCCCGUCCCAGCUCCCUGCACGGCCUGGCGGCCAAGCUGGGGCCACCCCGGCACAAGGGCGGGCGCCGCAAGUCCACCAGCAGCAUCCCACCCUCACCGCUGGCCUGCCCUCCUGUGCCUGCCCCACCACCACGCUCACCGUCACCCCUGCCGGGCCACACGCCUGGGCCUGCCCGGUCCCCUCGCCUGCGCCGUGGACAGUCAGCUGACAAGCUGGGCACGAGUGAGCGGCCCGACUCUGAGCUGGUGAUCAUGCGGCGGCUGCACCUGUCCGAGCGCCGCGACUCCUUCAAGAAGCAGGAGGCGGUACAGGAGGUGAGCUUUGACGACGAGGCCCCCGGCACGGCGCCUGUCCCCACGCCUGUGCCCGUGCCACAGAUCGCUGUGCAAGGCGCUGAGCCUGCAGCUGCCAGCAACGACUGAGCCCAGCCGGGGCCGCGGCCACCAGCUCCCAACGCACAGUCACAGGGCAGGGGGUCAGUCUGCAGUACCAGAGGACAAGCCAAUGGCGUCCCUCCCUCAGAUGUCCUCUGUGCACAGUGGAUGGCCAAGAUCGGCCAGGCUGGGCUCGGGCGGCAUUGUAAAUAGCAAAUCCCGCCACUAAUUUAUUACUUUUUCUAAGCAAUAGCCGGGCUGCACCGUCCUGCAGGUGGCUUCUGGGCCCUCAGCCUGCAAAGCCCGCCAGGGUUGGGAAGCAAGCGCUUUGGACCGCGUCUGUGUGCGUGUUCUCUCCCCACCCUUCUAAAGUUCUGGUGUGCAUUUGGUACCUGAUCCCAUUCCUGACCCAAGACCGAGCCUACGUGUCCAGGCCUAGUUUGGCUUUGACUUGCAAACUCCACAAACGAUAUCCCUCCCCUCCAAGCCAUGACGCUGGAAUCUGAAGAUGACAUCCCACUGUCCCAGCUGCUGUCCUUACUACACUCUGACUCCAGUGCUUCAGGCUUCUGCCUGGGAAAAGGGUAUAGCAGCUGGGGUUUUGAUGGAAAAGUAGGAGUUCACUGAUGUAGGCAAUGAGGCACAGAUGCCCUGCGUGGUGUCAGCCUGGCCUAGCAAGGUACUGCUGAGGGGAGAGGAGAAUGGCCCACCCAUCGUGUGUCCAGGGAGGGCCCUCUGUGUGUCCUGCCUCCCUGAGGUGGAUGUGCGCUAAGGAGGUGCGCAGGCAAGGAGGCCCGGGUUUGAUUUUCAGCUUCACUGUGUGGCUCUGGGAAGAUGUCUUUCCCACUCUGUGCCUCAGUUUCCUCGUGUUUACAGGACUAAUCCCAGCGAUUACGCAUUAAGCGCCUGCUGUGUGUGCUAAGCGCUUUGCUCAUGGCUCUUUCCUGGGACAGCAUUGAGAAAGCCCAGAGCUGGCAUCCUUGUUGCCCCUGCAGCUCAGGAGGCAGAGGCCCGGCCAAGGUCUGGGUUGGUCCCUCCCACUGCCCUGCAAGAGGUGCCGGGAGGGAAGCACCGACCACGCCCACCGUGGGCGCGGACCUAGCCUCAGCCAGUGGGCAUGUGUGCAGACCCUGGCCCUGCUUCUUCCCAGGAGGUUCCGUCCCCCCCCCCCCCCCCGUGGAGGCAGGGAGCUCUGCUGGCACUGCGUCCUUCCAGAGCCUCCGGCCAGCCCCGCUGGGGCUUGCAGGGUGAAAUAAGCCUGUGCAUGAAUUGCCCCUCCUUCCAUCCUGGAGCUGGCAGCGAAUAAAAGCCCACA
Octodon degus (degu) is the source of this 5383-nucleotide messenger RNA. It is a transcript of the gene Mast3, whose product is annotated as microtubule associated serine/threonine kinase 3. The transcript has 28 exons. Gene Ontology annotation, biological process: intracellular signal transduction; peptidyl-serine phosphorylation. Gene Ontology annotation, molecular function: protein serine/threonine kinase activity; magnesium ion binding; ATP binding. The record is from RefSeq and is a predicted model, not a curated record. Bases 136 to 4116 code for a protein of 1326 amino acids. Lineage: Eukaryota; Metazoa; Chordata; Mammalia; Rodentia; Octodontidae.